This is a messenger RNA of Cynoglossus semilaevis (tongue sole), 1715 nucleotides long. RefSeq names its product ras-related protein Rab-26-like. The coding region runs from base 366 to 725 and encodes 119 amino acids. The record is from RefSeq and is a predicted model, not a curated record. The transcript is spliced from 2 exons. Gene Ontology annotation, molecular function: GTPase activity; GTP binding. Lineage: Eukaryota; Metazoa; Chordata; Actinopteri; Pleuronectiformes; Cynoglossidae.
GCUGCUCCUCUGUGCGCUCUCAGCGCCGAGAGGAGGGACGAAAGAGGGAGAGAGGGAGGAGGUGAGGACAGUAAUAAGGUGUUUACAUUCUGAAACACAGCUCACAGUUUCCCAGCACCAGGACCAGGACCAGGACCAGGACCAGGACCAGGACCAGGAUAGCUGAGGAGCUUUCACUCACUUUCACAGAGGAACCUUUUACACUGACAAGCUUUUACGCACAGUCAUGGUUCUUACGCACAGGUGAACUCCCGCCUCCAACUCAUCAACCACAGAAUUAAAAAAAAAAGACUUGACAGACGUCCGGGUCCAACAUCUCCUCCUCCUCCUCCGUCCCUUGCCUUGGAGGUGAACAGGUUGUGACCAUGUCCAGAAAGAAGGCAGUGAAAGGCAAAGGCAGCUGCUCCAAAAGCCCCAAGGCUUCACCGAGCAGCAGCGGCAGGAGCGGGAAGAGUCUGACCGCAGCUGCGUCUCCGUCCUCCGGGCUGGUUUAUCCCAGCAGACCGUCCAUUAGCAACAGCGGAGAGUUCUACGAUAUCGCCUUUAAGGUGAUGCUGGUGGGAGACUCAGGUGUAGGAAAGACCUGUCUGCUGGUCCGCUUCAAAGAUGGAGCCUUUCUGGCCGGGAGCUUCAUCUCCACCGUGGGCAUCGACUUCAGGGUGAGAGUGUGUGUCAGUGUACUGUGUGUGUGUGUGUGUCUUCACACACACACAGAUUCACACUGAUGAUUUCAUUGUCUGUGUUUGAAGCUGAUUCUACUCAUCAAUGAACUAUAUUUAGUUAAUGUCUGGUUUUAUGAUGCUUUAAAUAAAAAAUAAAGGACUUUAGGUUCAUUCCCUUCAUUCUCUCCUUUCCUCUGGAGUUGACUGUCCUCCAGCUUCUUUUGUGGCUGUAAAAAACAAAACAAAACCUCAGAGUAAUUUAAACCAGAUUUCAGUGUCAGUCUCUCUUCGAUAUCCAAGCCCACGGGAGACAAGACAUUUAAACUGAAUUAAGCUAAAUUAAAAAAGUUAAUUUAUCUUGAUAGGCUAAUUCUUUGUUAACCGCCGACCAUCAACAGUUUGUACACACCAAUCCCUGGAAGGAAUGUUAAACCUCUGAAGUGUCACCUCAAGGUUGUCCCAGCCCUGAAUGGGAAUGAGCGUCUUAGCUUUGUCCACCUUGGGGAUUGAUGCCAAAUGUGACAUUAGGAAUUAAAAACAUUUCUGAUAUUAAAGGUUUGGACAUCAUGCAGUUUACACAUAUAUUUAACAAAAUGCCAAAGAUAAAGAAAGAAAAUGUCAAACUAAAAAAAAAAAUGAUCAAAGUUAAAAUGUCAUGUUGAAGCUUAAAAGUCCAAAUGUCCCCUCUGGGUAACCAUAGCUUGUUAUCUGCUAGGACAUGUGGAUGAAGGACUUUCUUUGAACUUGUGUUAAUGGGAUUAUUUUGAUCUUUUCUCCUUUAUAUAAAAACUAUAACUAUAUAAAUCCAUAAACAAGAAAGUACAAGCAGCACAGGCAUUUCUCAGCCACAGUCUCAAAAAUGCACAUGUGGCCAACAGUAGGCUCAGUGUUAGCCAACGGAGCAGCUAACAGACUCUGCAAUAUAGCAAAAUUCAAACUUGCAUUUCAGUAAAACUGAAACAAAAUCUUAGUCAAAGAAGUUAGUAGUAGAGACAACUACUAACUUGGCAGCAUGUUUGGGCUAUUGGUUUUCUUACCUUUGGGUUAGUUUUG